AUGGAUGUGGAUGAUGAUUCGGAUUUGGAGGGUUUGCUAAGCAAAGAGAUUGGUGAAGACAAUCCAGUCCUUCAUGCAGAUCCUUGGCUUCAGAGCCUUCUUGGAGAGCAGAACAGCACCAAUGACAUUGACAUUGGCAAUGAUGGCUACUCACCAGAAUCACCCAUCAAGACGCCUGAUUUCUUGGAUGCGCCUGAGAUGUUUUUUCCUGAGGAAAAUACAUCACCCCCAGCAGCCCCUGCUAGUGAUAUAGACAGCAGUGUUGCUGCUGACACUGUUGACCAUGGUGAUGUAGAAGUGGAACUACCGAAGCCAGCACAACCUGCGCCAGUCCCUGGCAAGCCUCUGAGGGGACGCGCAGGACGCCCAAAAGGGACAACCAAGACCUUUCUUGCAUGGCAAGCAGCACAAGCAAGGGAGGACAUCGCAGCGGAAGGGAUUGAGAUUGAGAAGCGCGAGCCUGAACCAGGGUCAAUUGCACAUGCAGGCCAGGCCAGAAAACAGAAACUGGAGGAGAGACGCAGGCAAGAACAAACCCAGUUUGAAGCAUCAAACCAUGGUAGUAUAGAAGCAGUAGUUGGAGAUACUUCGCAGCGCUCUUUAUGGGGGAUGUGCUGCCAUGCUUGGAGACUUAGAAGCAAAGACAAAUCAUGUUCAGAGAAAAUUGGCGAAGUCGGUGAAGACAAUGACCCUGUUGUCACGGCCUUGUUGGAUGGUGCCGCUGUGUCUGCAUCAUGCAAAGGCGUGCAGCGUUUGAUGCAACAACCAUACGGCGUCAAGGAUUUACUUUUCCAAGUUGGGGCUGCAAUCUUUGCGUUUGGAACUUGGAUGUGGGCAGUGUUUUUGUCUCACUUGCUGACAAAGUGCAGGGGAAGCAGCAGUGAUGGCAGCAGCCAAUGUUGGAGGGCAGUUUUGGUCAUUUGCAAACUUAGGUAUGAUGAAACACCUUCCAAAGUUCGGGUGUCAGUGUCAGAGGCUGGUGAUCACAAGAUCCUUGGCAAGCAUGAUCCGGACGAAGCUUGUACGCAUGCGAAGGUGCUUCAAGCCGAGCAUGUGCAGGCAGUUCUUUUGCAGAAUCAUGGGGACAAGUCAUUUGUUUUUUGCACCUCAAAGUUGCCGACGCACCUGUCCGCAGUGGACAGAACCACUGGGGAGAACACUCGCUCAGUCCUCUGGCAGCAAGUGGCUGCUGUCCCAGAAUAUCUCAGGAUUUCUAGCGCCUUUGAGAUGAAAGUACGCAUUAGUGUGGCUGACCGAUACCCUGCAAACAUACGCGCGGAGCUAGGUCUGCAGCAAAGUGGAUAUUUAGACCACUUUGUCAAUGCCUUCUUUCCUUGUGACGUGCACAAGUUGCACUCUAGCAUUAAGAAUGCGAGUGAGAAUGCUAGUUUCGAUGUCGCCGGCCUUCUAAAUGCAGGGCUUUCAUGCACAGAUUUGGGGUCAACAAGAACACUCAGGGCCAUCCUCAUUUCGAUCCUGGACCAAGAGUUAGAGAUCAUUCAUUCUUGUCCCCCUGUUGAACCAGGCGGCCAAUUUGAUGAGUACCGACAAGGUGUUUUCGACCUUUACUUGCCACAACAUGCAGGCAUUCCACGUGGGAAGAAGAAGACACAUGCCAAGAUUCGCUUCAUAUUGUCAUAUUUCCUCAAUGGUGAUUUGACUUCUUCCACAAUCAUUCACUACUGCCCCAGAGGUUGUUGCCAGAGUGAAGCAUCAUGCCGGCAGAACAUUGCUCAUUUCCUAGCUUGGGCAUUGAUCCCAAAAAAACUGCCUGUCCUGAGUAGAAAGACAUGGACAGGUUUUCAUGACUCGCUGGCUUGGGUGGGAAUUCUGGCAUCCCACCACGGCCUUUUUCAACGCGUCAUGGAGAAGUUCGUCGGGAAACCCACGCCAGCACUUGCUCAAGCUCCAAACGCUCCUGAUGGGUCAUGGCUAGAUGUGAUGCUUGCAUUAGGACCAGGACCAGGACAUGAAAGCAACAAAGCUGCCAGGGAUCAGAAACAUUCCAGCGCAGCAGACCAGAAUCCGUUGCAGAAGGAAGCCAAAUCAGAGCAGCAUGAUGAUGAACCCGAUGCUGAUGAACCAGAUUGGCUAAAGAAAAAGAGGCAAUCCAAGCAAACUGCUCGCGAUUGGGUGGCGAGCCAACCCGCGCAGAGAAUCGCAGUACUCACUGACUGUGUGGAGCCCUUGUUUAUUCUCAUGAACAAAUUCUUGAAGAUGUCAGGGGCCAACUGGCGGAGGCAACAAGAGAGGUUGGCCUUUAGUUCAAAGAAGAGGACAUAUGCUGUAGUUGAAGCGGCUUUGGGGAAAGAUGUGCUUGCGAAGCUCCAAACGGGCAUGAGGGCAGUCUCGCUGCCUGAGCAAGAGGAUUGCCAUCUGCGGGGGCUGAGGUUCAAACUUGUUUCUUGUGGAUGCUGUGCCAUUGAGAGCCUCAUAUGGCUCUCGCGUGAGAACAUGCCAUACCAGCUUUUCAGAGUGCUGGAUCCAACUCAAAACCAAGAAGGCGCAGAGAAGAUUGCAGAGAAGAUUGCAGCUUGGCCGGUGUGCAUGAGAGAUUGGCUAUCCUCAGUCUUGCUUGACAAGUUUCCCCAACCAGACCAUAUCACAACUGGAGAGUGCUUGGCGAUCUUGGAGUCGAUUGCUGCCAUGACUGAUUGCGACAUAGCUGAGAUUGAGAGCAGGCAUGCGCAAACCAGAGAUUUUUGUUUGGGUCGGGCCAGAGGAUGGCCGGAAAACCUGGAAUCCGUUGCCUGCCGGUUUCUUUGCAGGCGACAUGGAGAAUCUCAGCCAAUCACAAAAAACUACGUGAAGCCUAACAAAAAGAAACGUAGAGGUGGCGGAGGAGCAUGGCGGGCAUUUGUGCAUGUAAGAUGCAAAGGCCAGAAAUUUGGAAGAGAUGGCGCCAAAAAGCUGGCAGAGGAGUAUCGCUCCCUGCCUCAGAGCGAGAAGGACAAGUUCAAAAGGAUUGGGGCAGCUGGAGCCCUCAGUCACAAUGCUGGAUAUAAAUCAUUUGGAGCUGCUUCUGUCCCGCUGCCACCUCUACCAGGAUAG
This is a messenger RNA of Cladocopium goreaui, 3051 nucleotides long. NCBI's taxonomy places the organism in Eukaryota, Dinophyceae, Suessiales, Symbiodiniaceae. The record is from the annotation of a GenBank genome assembly.